This is a messenger RNA of Rotaria sp. Silwood1, 777 nucleotides long. Lineage: Eukaryota; Metazoa; Rotifera; Eurotatoria; Philodinida; Philodinidae. The record is from the annotation of a GenBank genome assembly.
AUGUUUGAACAUUUAAAUCAAUUGGAAUAUUUAAUGUUGGAUGGUAUAACAACAAUCGAAAAUGAAGCUUUUUUUAAUUUAUAUCAUUUAAAAGAAUUAAAUCUCGGUCGAAAUAUUCUUCGUCUUGAUCCAUAUGCUUUUUUACAUAUGAAUACAGAUUUACUUUUAUUAAAUGAAAGUAUUGAUUUUCAAUUAAAUGAUGAAAAACAUUUUUGUGUUUUUGCUCAAUUUUCUCCGUCAACUAAUUUAAAAACAUUUGUAAAAUUUCCAAAAAAUUUACAUACAUGUUCAUGUGCUACACGCUAUCUAUAUCGACAUAUAGAUAAAUCAUUUAUGUCAAUGACACCAAAUUGUUAUUCAAAUUCAAGUUUAUAUAUUUUAGCACAAGAAGAACGCUUAUGUUAUUUUGAGCAACGCUUGCUUCAAUGUCAUGUUUUACCAGAAGAAGGUAUUACUAUUUAUGGUAAACAUUAUAAUGUUUCAUAUUUUUAUCAACAGCAAGUAGCAAAACAACGUAAUCAAUUUACGAUAUUUUAUCGUUAUAAAUUCUAUUUUCUUAUAUUAUUACCUGUGUUAAUUAUUAGUAUAUGUUUAAUUGUAUUUAUAAUACGACACCAAAAACGACAUAAUGGCAGUACAUAUAAACAUUUAAAUCGUUUAAUAAAACGGCAAAGUUUAACAAGAAAUGAUAAUGUGACAAUGGAUAUAAUUUAUCAUCGUACAAAUGGUCAUCAAGAUCUUAGAUCAUCAACAAUACCUAUUUCAACAAAAGUUUAA